Molecule: messenger RNA, 3726 nt
Organism: Gracilinanus agilis (Agile Gracile Mouse Opossum)
Lineage: Eukaryota; Metazoa; Chordata; Mammalia; Didelphimorphia; Didelphidae
Gene: RASGRF2
Product: Ras protein specific guanine nucleotide releasing factor 2
Exons: 27
Coding region: 1-3726 (1241 amino acids)
Biological process (GO): Ras protein signal transduction; positive regulation of GTPase activity
Cellular component (GO): plasma membrane
Molecular function (GO): guanyl-nucleotide exchange factor activity; protein binding
Source: RefSeq, a predicted model, not a curated record
AUGCAGAAGAGCGUGCGCUACAACGAGGGGCACGCCCUGUACCUGGCUUUCCUGGCCCGCAAGGAGGGCACGAAGCGCGGCUUCCUGAGCAAGAAGGCGGCGGAGGCGAGCCGCUGGCACGAGAAGUGGUUCGCCCUUUACCAGAAUGUGCUCUUCUACUUCGAGGGCGAGCAGAGCGGCCGGCCAGCCGGCAUGUACCUGCUGGAGGGCUGCAGCUGUGAGCGGGCUCCCGCCCCGCCCAAGGCAGCGUCUGGGGCAGCGGGUGGCAAGGACGCCCUGGACAAGCAGUAUUACUUCACUGUUCUCUUUGGUCAUGAAGGUCAGAAACCCCUGGAGCUCCGUUGUGAAGAAGAACAUGAGGGUAAGGAGUGGAUGGAUGCCAUUCAUCAAGCCAGUUAUUCAGACAUUCUGAUUGAGAGAGAAGUAUUAAUGCAGAAGUACAUCCAUCUAGUUCAGAUCGUAGAGACAGAAAAAAUUGCAGCUAACCAACUCCGACAUCAGCUUGAAGAUCAAGAUACUGAAAUUGAAAGGCUUAAAUCAGAGAUUGUUGCUCUUAAUAAAACCAAGGAACGAAUGCGACCAUACCAGGGCAACCAGGAAGAUGAAGAUCCAGAUAUCAAAAAGAUUAAAAAGGUUCAGAGCUUCAUGCGAGGAUGGUUAUGUAGAAGGAAAUGGAAAACCAUUGUUCAAGAUUACAUUUGUUCUCCCCAUGCUGAAAGUAUGAGAAAGAGAAACCAGAUUGUUUUCAACAUGGUUGAGGCUGAGUCAGAGUAUGUACAUCAAUUGUACAUUCUGGUUAACUGUUUCCUUCGCCCUUUAAGAAUGGCUGCCAGCUCCAAGAAACCUCCAAUUACCCAUGAUGAUGUCAGCAGCAUUUUCCUCAAUAGUGAAACAAUCAUGUUCCUCCAUGAAAUAUUUCAUCAAGGACUAAAGGCAAGGAUUGCUAAUUGGCCUACUCUAAUUUUAGCUGACCUUUUUGAUAUUCUGCUACCAAUGCUUAAUAUUUAUCAAGAAUUUGUCCGCAAUCAUCAGUACAGUCUUCAAGUGCUAGCCAAUUGUAAGCAAAACAGAGAUUUUGACAAACUCUUGAAACAGUAUGAGGCCAACCCUGCCUGUGAAGGGAGAAUGCUGGAAACCUUUCUGACCUAUCCCAUGUUUCAGAUACCCCGGUAUAUUAUAACACUCCAUGAACUUCUUGCUCAUACUCCUCAUGAACACGUGGAAAGGAAGAGUCUGGAAUUUGCAAAAUCAAAACUAGAAGAACUGUCAAGGAUAAUGCAUGAUGAAGUGAGUGAUACUGAGAACAUACGGAAAAACCUUGCCAUAGAAAGAAUGAUAGUGGAAGGCUGUGAUAUAUUGUUAGAUACCAGCCAGACUUUUAUUCGACAAGGUUCUCUCAUUCAAGUCCCUUCAGUUGAGAGGGGGAAACUUAGUAAAGUUCGCCUGGGCUCAUUGUCUUUGAAAAAAGAAGGAGAAAGACAAUGCUUCUUAUUUACCAAACACUUUUUAAUUUGUACAAGAAGUUCAGGAGGAAAACUGCACCUGCUGAAGACAGGUGGUGUUCUCUCUCUCAUAGAGUGCACCUUGAUUGAGGAGCCCGAUGCAAGCGAAGAUGAUUCAAAAGGUUCUGGGCAAGUGUUUGGACACCUGGAUUUUAAGAUUGUAGUGGAGCCCCCAGAUUCUGCUCCCUUCACGGUUGUCUUGUUAGCGCCUUCUCGACAAGAAAAAGCUGCCUGGACAAGUGACAUAAGUCAGUGUGUUGACAACAUUCGGUGCAAUGGCUUAAUGACAAUAGUAUUUGAAGAAAAUUCCAAAGUGACCGUGCCACAUAUGAUUAAGUCUGAUGCCCGUCUUCACAGAGACGAUAAAGAUAUCUGCUUUAGCAAAACAUUAAACUCCUGCAAAGUGCCCCAGAUUCGCUACGCCAGUGUGGAAAGACUCUUGGAAAGGUUGACAGACUUGCGUUUUCUCAGUAUUGACUUUCUCAACACUUUUCUGCACACUUACCGUAUCUUCACCACAGCAGCUGUGGUCCUGGAGAAGCUGUCUGACAUAUACAAGAGACCUUUCACAUCCAUCCCUGUCAGAUCUCUGGAAUUGUUUUUUGUUACCAGUCAGAACAAUCGAGGUGAACACUUAGCAGAUGGAAAAUCACCAAAUCUGUGUCGAAAAUUCUCCUCUCCACCCCCGUUGGCUGUAUCCAGAACUUCUUCCCCUGUUAGAGCCAGAAAGCUGUCGUUGACUUCCCCCCUGAACUCAAAAAUUGGAGCCCUAGACCUGUCUGCUUCCUCCACGACCAGCAGUCCUACCUCAACUUAUAGCCCUGCUACAUCCCCACCACCCCACACUGGUAAAGUACCAUUGGAUCUUAGCAGAGGCCCUUCUUCUCCAGAACAAAGCCCCGGACCUCUAGAAGAGAAUUUAGAUAACCCCCGCAUGGAUCUGUGUAACAAGCUAAGACGAAAUAUCCGAAGAGCAGCUGUUCUAGAAUCCGUGUCGGGGGACCGAACAGUUUCAGAAAGUACUCCAGGUGUGGAAAUUGCUGAACUUUCACCGUGCAGAUCACCUUCGACUCCUAGACAUUUAAGAUAUCGUCCACCUGGAGGACAGACGGCUGAUAAUACCCACUGCUCCGUUUCUCCUGCCUCUGCUUUUGCUAUUGCUACAGCUGCUGCAGGACAUGGGAGUCCACCAGGAUUUAACAAUACUGAGAGAACCUGCGACAAAGAAUUCAUAAUACGCAGAACAGCCACCAACCGAGUACUGAAUGUUCUUCGCCACUGGGUCUCAAAGCACUCACAGGAUUUUGAACUCAACAACGAACUCAAGAUGAAUGUUCUAAAUUUGCUGGAGGAAGUCUUGAGAGACCCUGACCUUCUACCCCAAGAAAGGAAAGCCACAGCCAAUAUACUGAGGGCCCUUUCUCAAGAUGAUCAAGAUGACACCCACCUCAAAAUGGAGGACAUAAUCCAAACGCUUGACUGUCCUAAAGCAGAAUGCUUUGAAACCCUGUCAGCCAUGGAACUUGCUGAGCAGAUCACACUGUUGGACCACAUAGUGUUCAGGAGCAUCCCCUAUGAAGAAUUUCUUGGGCAGGGUUGGAUGAAAUUGGAUAAAAAUGAAAGAACACCCUACAUUAUGAAAACCAGCCAGCACUUUAAUGAUAUGAGUAACCUUGUGGCCUCCCAGAUAAUGAAUUAUGCUGAUGUCAGCUCCCGGGCCAACUCUAUUGAGAAAUGGGUUGCUGUUGCUGAUAUCUGUCGCUGCAUGCACAACUACAAUGGAGUGUUGGAAAUCACCUCCGCCUUAAACAGGAGUGCAAUCUACAGGCUGAAGAAAACCUGGGCCAAAGUCUCUAAACAGACAAAAGCUCUUAUGGACAAACUUCAGAAGAUUGUAUCUUCAGAAGGAAGAUUUAAAAAUCUCAGAGAAACACUCAAAAACAAUUGUAACCCCCCUGCAGUCCCUUAUCUUGGAAUGUACCUAACUGACCUGGCAUUUAUUGAAGAAGGAACACCAAAUUUUACUGAGGAAGGCCUUGUCAAUUUUUCAAAAAUGAGAAUGAUAUCACAUAUUAUCAGGGAGAUACGCCAAUUCCAGCAGACUUCCUACAGGAUAGAUCACCAACCAAAGGUCACUCAGUACUUGCUGGACAAAACUCUCAUCAUAGAUGAGGAUACGCUAUAUGAGCUGUCACUAAAGAUCGAGCCUCGACUCCCUGCUUGA